UGCUGUUGCAGCGGCUGUGCUGAGAGGGGGCAGACGCACCAGCAGGGGCACGCUCCCACCAAAGACACACGCACACACCCCACAUCGUUUUCAGCAGCAUCAAGACACACUCGCUGAAAGAAAGGCAAACUGCAGCCGGAUUUCAGAAAACGGUCUGAUAUAAAAUUAGAACAAAGUUCUGAGAUUCACGCCGAACAGAGUUGAUUCUUCUUCUUCACACAUUGAUCAUUCUUCCUCUGCUGUUAAACCUGGAGGAAAGAUUAUCAUUGCGUUACCGACACAUACAAACAUGGACAAAAGACAAAAAUGGGCACCAGGUCUCCAAGGUGUGCUAUUGAUACUGCUGAGUCACAUGACUACAGGACUUGAAGUGCCUCUUGAUCCUAAAGUACUGGAAGGAUUACCUCAACCCCCCACCAUAACACUGCAGUCCCCAAAGGAUUUCAUCUUUGAUCCGCGGGAGAACAUCGUCAUUCACUGCGAGGCCAAAGGGAAUCCUCAUCCCAGCUUUUCAUGGACGAGGAAUGGGACCAACUUUGAUGUGGAGAAAGACUCCAAAGUCCUGAUGAAGCGUGGUUCAGGAACACUGGUUAUCGACAUCAGUGGAGAAAAGGCUGAGGCCUAUGAGGGGACAUAUCAGUGUACAGCUAGCAACGAGCAUGGCAAAGCUCUAUCCAAUAACAUUGUCAUCAGACAGUCCAGGUCCCCCUUGUGGUCGAAGGAAAGAAAUGAGCAGAUUGUGGUGAAGAAGGGGCUUUCCCUCUUGCUUCCAUGUCGACCCCCUGCAGGCCUGCCUCCUCCUGUCAUCUUCUGGAUGGAUAACAACUUUCAUAAGCUGCCGAUGGAUAAGCGCGUGUCCCAGGCCCUGAACGGAGACCUGUACUUUUCCAAUGUUCUCCCAGAAGACACCCGGAGCGAUUACAUUUGUUAUGCUCGCUUUCCGCACACGCAAACCAUCCAGCAGAAACAGCCCAUCUCUGUCAGAGUGUUCACCGAAAAUCCAGAAGAGGAGCGUAGCCCUGGUUUCAUGUUUCCUUUAGGCAUUAUGAGCACCAAGAUGGUUCUGAGAGGGGAGACUCUAGAAUUGGAAUGCAUCGCUGAGGGAUUGCCAACUCCAGCCAUUUUGUGGCAAAAGGAUGGAGGGAGGCUGCCGAGUGGCAGGACAGGGUUUCACAACUUCAAUAAAACACUGAAGAUUUCUGAUGUGAAUGAAGAUGAUGCUGGUGAUUACCGCUGUACAGCCACCAACAAGCUGGGCUCUGAACAACACAUCAUUAACGUUACGGUUAAAGCGGCUCCUUUCUGGAUCAGUGCUCCCAGAAACCUCAUCCUGGCUCCGAACGAGACCGGCAUCUUAACCUGCCGGGUUAGUGGAAAACCUAAGCCAAAAAUUAACUGGUUUGUCAAUGGUCGUCCAAUAGAAGAUGCUUAUGAAGAUAAUGGCCCAAAGAUAGAGGAGGACACUGUGAUUCUCACCAAUGUACAGUCCGGGAGCAGUGCUGUCUACCAGUGUAAUGCAUCCAAUGAGUUUGGUUACUUGAUGGCUAAUGCUUUUGUCAGUGUUCUAGCUGAACCACCAAGAGUUCUUACUCUGCCAAACCAAGUAUACAGAGUCAUCAUGAACAACCCGGUGCUGCUUCACUGUGCCUCCUUUGGCUCGCCAAUACCGUCCAUCACAUGGUUUAAGGAUGGUCAGACAAACAUUAAGAACGGUGACCCAUAUGUGAUCCAUGAGAACGGCACCCUAGAAAUCAUCGUGGCCCAGCCACUGCAUAGUGGAAAGUACACCUGCACUGCCACCAAUAAUCUGGGGUUCAAAGAGAAUCAUGUCUUCCUGGAAGUUAAAGAACCCACACGGAUCCUCACGCAGCCGAAGUACAGACUGGUGCAGAGAGGAAUGAGUGCGUUGUUUGAGUGUAAAGUCAAACAUGAUAACACCCUUGUUCCCACCAUGACCUGGCUAAAAGAUAAUGGAGAACUGCCAGACGAUCAGAGGUUUGAGGUGGGCGAUGAGAGUCUGACCAUCAGAGACGUGACAGAUGAUGAUGCAGGCACUUAUACCUGCAUUAUAAACACCAUUCUGGAUCAGGAUUCUGCAAGUGCUAUGCUGACUGUUGUUGAGGCAACCCCUACUCCAACAAUUGUUUUAGAAAAGCCGGACUCUCCCACUGACCUGGAACUCACUGAUCAGAUGGAGAGAAGUGUUCAGCUCACCUGGAUCCCUGGAGAUGAAAACAAUAGUCCUAUACAAAAAUUUUUGAUUGAGUACAUGGAUCUACUCCACCAGCCAGGGGUUUGGGUCAACCUCACAGAAGUGGCUGGAACCAGCACCACCGCCCAGCUGCAGCUCUCUCCGUACGUCUACUAUACAUUUAGAGUGCGUGCUCAGAAUGAAGUUGGCUAUAGCAACCCCAGUGACCCCUCAGCACAAUACAGAACCAACCCUUCAGCUCCAGAUGAAAAUCCAACAAAUGUGAAAGGAGCAGGGACAGAGCCUGGCAACUUGGUCAUCUCCUGGAGGCCCCUCACAGGAUUCCAGUCGAAUGGUCCUGGACUGGAGUACAAGGUGCAGUGGAGACAAAAGGACGUUGAAGAUGACUGGACCUCAAAGAAUGUUGUCAACGUUUCCCAACUAAUUGUCUUUGGAACGCCAACGCAUGUGCCCUAUGAAAUUAAAGUUCAGGCUUUUAAUGACUACGGCAAUGGUCCUGAACCUGCAGUGGUGAUUGGUUUCUCGGGAGAAGACCUGCCUUUGUCUGCUCCUGAUAAUGUCCAGGUCACUGUUCCUAACAGCAAACUGGCAAAAGUGCAGUGGGAGCCUGUAUCGAAUCCCUCUGUCAGAGGGGAACUGAAAGGAUACAGGGUAUACUACCGUCGAGUGCAUGGCCAGCACAACCCGCAGAAGGAAGCAGAUCACCAGGAGCAAGUUUUAACAUUCAGUGGAAACUGCAGCGAGGGAAUGCUACCAGGCCUUCAGCCUUACAGUGUCUACAACCUCUUCAUCAAGGUCUUCAAUAACAAAGGAGAAGGACCUCCUAGCCCCAACAAGACUUUUGAAACCCCUGAAGGAGUACCCGGUCCUCCUUCUUUUCUGAGUGUGAUGAACCAUAGUUUGGACACUCUCACACUUAAAUGGGGCCCACCUUUGAGCAACAAUGGACGCCUUACUGGAUACACCCUCAAAUACCAUCCGGUCAACACCACAAAUGAAAUGGGGACAGUCAAGGAACAGACCUUUCCAGCCAACGUGACUACCAUCACCUUGAGCAGCCUGAACGUCAGCGUGCUCUACAAAUUUUACUUAAAUGCUCGGACAAGACAAGGUUCCGGCCCUGAUAUUACUAAAGAGGCAUUUACAGCCAUGGAUACUGCUCUUAUUCAUUCCACUAUACAGCCAGACAAAGGCCCCACAGAGCCCCCUCACACAACCUUUCCCAUCACUCAGUCUCUGCAUCUCCCGCUUCACAAGGUGCCUUCUGUUGGGCCUGUGUUUGGAACAGUUAACACAUCUGUAUCAGAGGAAGGCCCAGUGAUCAGUUGGGAAUACUUUGGACACCAUAAGAGUUUAUUUGUGGAAUAUGUUGUAGAAAACAGUGAUGAUGAAUGGAAAAGGGAGUCAGUAAAUGGUACACAUUCACAUACUAUUAAAGGUCUAAAGCCGGGGACGUCCUAUUGGGUGCGUGUGGUAGCUAGAAAUGGAGCCAACCUGGCGGUCCACGAGACCACCAAAGUGUUGGUUACAGUGCCAGCGGUGCCCAACCGGCAGGUAGACAUUGCCACACAGGGCUGGUUUAUCGGACUGAUGUGUGCCAUUGCUCUCCUGAUCUUGGUGCUUCUCAUAGUGUGCUUCAUCAAGAGAAACAAAGGUGGCAAAUAUCCAGUGAAAGAGAAAGAAGAUGCUCACCAAGACCCAGAGAUCCAGCCCAUGAAGGAGGACGAUGGAACAUUCGGAGAGUACAGGUCAAUGGAGAGUGACACAGAGGACCACAAGCCACUGAAGGGCAGCCGGACACCCUCCAACGGCACGGUGCGGCGCGAUGAGAGCGACGACAGUUUAGUGGACUACGGGGAGGGCGGGGAUGGACAGUUCAAUGAGGAUGGCUCCUUUAUUGGCCAGUACAGUGGCAAGAAGGAGAAGGACACACACGAGGGCAACGAGAGUUCGGAGGCGCCGUCACCUGUCAACGCAAUGAACUCGUUCGUCUAAUAGGGCUCGCCGCCUGGCUGCAGCGGUUGCUACCGCCAUCCCUCGUCACCCUGGCAAAUGUGACCAUCGCGGUGGUGACAGUUGCUAAGGCGACAGCUGUUGUGGACACCUACUUUUACCCCGUAGUAGCCGUCACAAUGGUGGUCAAGGCUACCUUACACUAAGACUGCUGACAUGUCCUCAUCUCCACACCCGUCAGCCCCAGUCACACUGUGACCUCCCAGUGAACACACUCUUAAAUACCCCCCACAACCACUAAAAGAAAAAAAGAGGAACGUUUGGAAUAAAAGAGACAGCAAGCAAUAGCGAAAAGCAGAUGAAAAUGUACCAGAGGGGGUUUUACCACUCAGACUGAAGAUAAGUGUGGCCAAGUGUAUGUGUGUGUUAGUGAUCUCUUUACAAACAUAAUAAAUAUAACAAAUAUAUAUAUAUGAUGGAAGUAUGGCAUAUGACACGCAGGCAGGCUAAUAUAAGUAAAUCACAUUCAUAAGCAUCUGCAUGGAGCAAAUCGUGUGUCUGUUAAGCAUUUAACUUUCUUCUUGUCAUUAUUUUUUUGCAGAAGUACGCUGCGUCUUACACUGUAUUUGGUGCACGCCUGUGAGCCAGGGUGUUAUUUUCUUAUUUGCAGAAAAGUGUUAUAUGGUGUUUGAGAUGUAGAAGAAAAAAUGGCAGCAGUGGUAUUGUGAACCCAGCUCCGAAAAGUGUGACUCAAAGUAGAAGCUAGUAGAUGUUUUUAUUUCACUAUCUUUCUUUUUUUUUAAUACAGAGGGACUUUUUGAACAUGUGUGAUAUAAAAGAAAAAGAAAGCUAUAUAUCCAGGUCAUUCGUGCUGCCUGAGAACCUGGAAACAAAGAAGCAGAGAGCCAGCCUGGUGUCCCACACUUAGAGCCUUGCUAAAACACUCACAACCAUUAAACUAUUUAAUUUUCUCA
Molecule: messenger RNA, 5139 nt
Organism: Girardinichthys multiradiatus
Lineage: Eukaryota; Metazoa; Chordata; Actinopteri; Cyprinodontiformes; Goodeidae
Gene: nrcama
Product: neuronal cell adhesion molecule a
Exons: 33
Coding region: 290-4207 (1305 amino acids)
Biological process (GO): cell-cell adhesion; brain development
Molecular function (GO): cell-cell adhesion mediator activity
Source: RefSeq, a predicted model, not a curated record